AUGGCGUCACUAGCUUCGAAGUUCACCGGGAAUACCGUCGCAGAUACUGAGUACAUAAUGGCUAUAAUGUCGGAGUUCGAGUACGAGGACGGCGAGCUUCUCAAGGAUUCGGAAUCACUCGGCGUCACCAUCUCUCCCCGUGACGCUUACGGCACCGGUCCCAUCACUCCUUCCGUGCAACUGUCCUCCAGUGGCCUUGCUCUCAGCCUCGUCCCCGCCAAGGCACACCAUCUAGCAACCACUGGCGGAGACACUCCAGUGGAGGCUGAUCUCGCUGCAGCAAAAACGUCAGUGUGGUGGGACAUUGAGAACUGCGAGGUUCCAAAGGGCUGCGACGCGAAUCGGAUAGCUCAGAACAUAAGAUCCGUUCUGUUGAAAAGUAACUACACUGGUCCUCUCACCAUCAAUGCCUACGGUGACACCAGUCUAAUCCCUUUCUCUGUACAACAAGCUCUCUCCUCCACCGGCGUAUCGCUCAACCACGUCCCUGCUGGAGUGAAAGAUGGGAGCGACAAGAAGAUACUAGUGGACAUGAUGCUGUGGGCAAUGGACAAUCCAGCUCCUGCUAACAUAAUGUUAAUCUCUGGAGAUAGAGACUACUCCUAUGCUCUUCACAAACUUGGGAUGAGAAGGUACAACAUUCUUCUUGCACGUCCUGAGAAAGCAUCAGAGCCGCUCAUCGCUGCUGCGAAGAAAGUUUGGUUAUGGACAAGCAGUGCUACUGUGGAUCUUCCAAACAGAUCCAUUGACGACAGUGCACGUGAUCAUCUUUAUUCUGAUGGCUCUGAGGUAGUAAGCUACGUGGUUCCUAAACAAGCUCAGCCUAGAAAGCGGAAGUAUUCAGAUGCGGUACAGGGAAGCUGCAGGAUUUUGUGUGAAUUGUGCAAUGUUUCUUGCUGGAGCGAUGGUUUAACCACUCACAUCUCUGGUAGAAAGCACAGAACUAAGGCUUUGUUAGUAGCACGUAAACGCCCUUAUCUCAGACGUAAUUCAAACGUAACAAAGUCUGUGUGGUGCGGAGUUUGCAAGAUGAGUUUCCAGAGCGAAGCUCUGUAUGAAGAUCAUAUCUUAGGGAGCAGUCACCAAGACGAACUUGAAGAUCAAGCUGAGUAUUCCCAAAAGCGCCUCUGCGCGGCCCCUUAA
Molecule: messenger RNA, 1143 nt
Organism: Microthlaspi erraticum
Lineage: Eukaryota; Viridiplantae; Streptophyta; Magnoliopsida; Brassicales; Brassicaceae
Source: the annotation of a GenBank genome assembly